Molecule: messenger RNA, 3348 nt
Organism: Scleropages formosus (Asian bonytongue)
Lineage: Eukaryota; Metazoa; Chordata; Actinopteri; Osteoglossiformes; Osteoglossidae
Gene: dis3l2
Product: DIS3 like 3'-5' exoribonuclease 2
Exons: 21
Coding region: 104-3259 (1051 amino acids)
Biological process (GO): mRNA catabolic process; miRNA catabolic process
Cellular component (GO): P-body
Molecular function (GO): 3'-5'-RNA exonuclease activity; RNA binding
Source: RefSeq, a predicted model, not a curated record
GGCAGUUUGUCUCGUUGUCGCGUUCGCCGGUGUUGUCGGCCAGCAGCAGCAGUUCGCCGAGAAUUUGAAGGUUUCUGUGAAAAAGUAAUCGUAAGAAAACAUCAUGGAGUCCCAACAGCAGCCAAAGGGAUCAAGCCAGUCUCGGGAGGGGAAGCGCGCGCCCAAUCAGCCUGUCAUGUCCCAGAAGGAUGCCUAUGCCAGGCUCCUCAGCCAGCACCAUAGCGGCAAGUUCCGUUCGUACCUUGAUCAGUUUGUUCAGGAGCAGCAGCUGCAAGCAGAGAGGAACAGUAGCGGUGGUGCUGAGUUAGAUGGCAUCUGUGUGAAGAGGAACCAGGGUGGAGGCAAGGAGCCGGAGAGCUGCUUGUCCCUGUAUAUGGAGAAGCUGAAUGAGCGAGCAGUAUCUGUGACGGAGGCCUCGGGGCUCAAGCAAGGCUGGAUAGCUCAGCGACAGCACAACAAAAGGAGGGGCACCAGUGCCAGCCAGGAUGGGGACGUGGAGUCUGGUGAGGAGGGCCAUGUGCGACAUGCAAAUGCGAGGCAGCAGGAAAAACAGCUUAAGGGUACUGGGUCGAAGGCCUCCAUGGCUGAAAUGCAGAGCAACCAGCAGCAGAACAAGAAGAAGCCCAAGAAGAAGAACACACCAAAAAGCAAGAUGGAGGCCAAACUGGACGGCAGCGGUUGUGCUCGUGAUAAUGGGAUAAUCGGUAGAAUGGUGCCGAAGAGUCACCAUGAAAAAGCCAAAGCCGCGCAGUCUCAGGAUGGAACCUCUGUCAGCUUGACCCCAGACAAGAACAAGUCCAGGAACAAGGGUGGAAAAGGGAAGAAAAAGCAGGUGUUUGAAGCAUACAUGUCCUCGGAGGAGGUGUCUGCAGGCCUCAAACGUGGGGAGCUAAUUCAGGGACCAUUGCGAAUCAACCCAAAGAAGUACCACGAGGCAUUCAUUCCUUCACCAGACGGCACACGGGACCUAUUUCUGGAUGGGGUUGCAGCACGGAACCGGGCCCUAAAUGGUGACAUUGUAGUGGUGAAAGUCCUCCCCCGGGACCAGUGGAAGGUGAUGAAGUCGGACACUGACGGUGAGGGCAGCAGUGAGCAGGAGUCUGGGACAGACAGGGCUGGAGCACCAGCAGGGUCAAAAGUCACCUGUUCCAGCGCUGAUGUGAUUGUGGAGGCACAGUAUAGUGAUGGAGAAGAGGAGCAGACCCACACCGAUGCACUCGCCACCAGAGUGGAGAAGAUGAACAUCAAAACUUUGGGUUCUACAAGCAACUUUCUGGAACCACAAAAUGUUGCCGAUAAGUUUCUUCAGAGGACAGCAAAGGUGGUGUACAUUAUGGAGCAGAAGCACUCACGUGCAGCCACAGGCUUCCUCAGGUUUCUCUCAGACAAGAACUUUGCCAUGUUCUCACCCAUGGACCACCGUGUACCACGGGUUAAUGUGCCCCUGGCCGACUGCCCCGAAGACUUCCCUACUCGCCCCGGGGACUACACCAACACCCUCUUUGUGUGCCGCAUAACUGACUGGCCUGACGACAGCACCUUUGCAGAGGGGCAACUGUUGAAGAGUCUUGGAAUGGCAGGUGAGAUUGAGCCAGAGACAGAGGGCAUCCUGACAGACUAUGAUGUGGACUUCUCAGACUUCUCCGAUGAAGUGCUGCAGUGCCUGCCUCAGGACCUACCCUGGAUCAUUUCACCUGAGGAGUUGCUCAAGCGGAGAGACCUGAGGGAAGAGUGCAUCUUCACCAUUGACCCAUCUACUGCCAGAGACCUGGAUGAUGCCCUCUCCUGCAGACUUCUCCCAGAUGGAAACUUUGAAGUCGGCGUUCACAUCGCUGAUGUGAGCUACUUUGUGCAGGAAGGAAGUGCGUUGGACUUAAUUGCCAGUCGGAGGGCCACCAGUGUCUACUUGGUUCAGAAGGUGAUACCAAUGCUUCCCCGCCUGCUCUGCGAGGAACUCUGCAGCUUGAACCCCAUGACCGACAGGCUGACGUUCUCUGUCAUCUGGAAACUCACUCCUGAGGGGAAGAUCCUGAGUGAGUGGUUCGGCCGCUCCAUGAUCCGCUCCUGCGUGAAGCUGAGCUACGACCAUGCCCAGAGCAUGAUUGACUCUCCUGAUACCCUACUGGAUCCCAAAGUGCUUCCCCCAUGUGAUCCCAAGCACCCUGUCGAUGAGAUCCACCGGGCUGUUGUUGACCUGCACCGGCUUGCCCAGAAGCUCCGUGCCCAACGGUUCCAGGGAGGCGCCCUGCGCUUGGACCAGCUGAAGCUGGCGUUCACACUGGACCGCGAGACUGGGAUGCCUCAGGGAUGUUACAUCUAUCAGUACAGGGACAGCAACAAGCUGGUAGAGGAGUUCAUGCUCCUGGCCAACAUGGCUGUGGCCCAUCAGGUGUACCGCAGCUUUCCCCAGCAGGCACUGCUGCGGCGGCACCCUCCACCCCAGGCCAAGUUGGUAGAUGAUUUGAUGGAGUUUUGCGACCAGAUGGGCCUCAACCUGGACUUCUCGUCUGCGGGGGCACUCCACAGGAGCCUUCAUGAAACCUUGGGAAUGGAUGAGUACUCAAGCGCCAGGAAGGAGGUGCUCACACACAUGUGCUCCAGACCCAUGCAGAUGGCAGUGUACUACUGCACUGGGGUUCUGAAGGAGGAGGCAUUGUUCCGCCACUAUGCGCUGAACGUGCCCUUCUACACGCACUUCACGUCCCCCAUCCGGCGCUACGCUGAUGUGCUGGUGCACCGGCUGUUGGCCACGUCCUUGGCCUGUGGUCCCCACCUGGGUCUGGAGUCAGAUGACAUCCAAAAACAGGCGUCUCAUUGCAAUGACAAGAAGACGGCAUCAAAGAGAGUGCAGGAGCUCAGCUGCGAGCUCUUCUUCAGCGUCUUCGUCAAGGAGUGUGGCCCUCUUGAGUCUGAAGCCAUGGUGAUGGGUGUCCUGGACCAGUCUUUCGAUGUGCUGGUGCUCAGAUACGGCGUACAGAAGCGAAUUUACUGCAAUGCACUGAAAGGCCUAGAGAACUUCCACUUCACCAAGGUAGGCAAAAAACCAGAGCUGACCUUGGUGUGGGCGCCAGAUGACUCCGACAGCCGCUGUGUGCAGCAGAUCACCAUCUUCACCCUAGUGGAGGUCCUGCUGCAGGCAGAUGAGAUACCCACAAAGUACACCGCUGUGCUCAAGCAUCCCUGUGAGGCUGGGCCACAGGGCUCCGCCCCCCUUCUCGACGCAUCAUGCCUCCUGGGCAGCCAAGAUGCUGCUCAAUAACAGAACUGACAUAUACUCACUCUACACAAAGCAGGCAAUAUUUUGAAAAAGCUUGAAUAAAAAUGCCCAUACUUAGUUAAUUUUUAAUA